Molecule: messenger RNA, 867 nt
Organism: Penicillium cosmopolitanum
Lineage: Eukaryota; Fungi; Ascomycota; Eurotiomycetes; Eurotiales; Aspergillaceae
Gene: ipp1
Product: inorganic diphosphatase IPP1
Exons: 3
Coding region: 1-867 (288 amino acids)
Biological process (GO): phosphate-containing compound metabolic process
Cellular component (GO): nucleus; cytoplasm
Molecular function (GO): inorganic diphosphate phosphatase activity; magnesium ion binding
Source: RefSeq, a predicted model, not a curated record
AUGUCUUACUCUAUCCGCAAGAUUGCCCAGCCUUACACGCUGGAGCACCGUGUCUAUAUCGAGAAGGAUGGCCAAAUCGUCUCCCCCUUCCACGACAUUCCCCUCUACGCCAAUGCCGAGAAGACCAUUCUGAACAUGGUCGUUGAGAUCCCCCGCUGGACCAACGCUAAGCAGGAGAUCUCCAAGGAGGAGUUCCUCAACCCCAUCAAGCAGGACACCAAGAAGGGCAAGCUCCGCUUCGUCCGUAACUGCUUCCCCCACAAGGGCUACCUGUGGAACUACGGUGCCUUCCCCCGCACCUGGGAGGACCCCAACUCCAUCCACCCCGAGACCAAGGCCAAGGGUGACAACGACCCUCUCGAUGUUUGCGAGAUCGGUGAGCUUGUCGGCUACCCCGGUCAGGUCAAGCAGGUCAAGGUUCUGGGUGUCAUGGCCCUGAUCGAUGAGGAGGAGACCGACUGGAAGGUCAUCGUCAUCGACGUCAACGACCCCCUCGCCGCCAAGCUGGACGACAUCGAGGACGUCGAGCGCCACCUGCCCGGCCUUCUGCGUGCCACCAACGAGUGGUUCCGCAUCUACAAGAUCCCCGAUGGCAAGCCUGAGAACCAGUUCGCCUUCUCCGGCGAGUGCAAGAACAAGAAGUACGCCGCCGAUGUCAUCCACGAGUGCGCCGACGCUUGGGAGAAGCUCAUCUCCGGCAAGGUCUCCCCCGGUGAGAUCUCCAUCGCUACCACCAACACUGAGGGCGCUGCCGUCUCCGCUUCCCCCAACGAGGUUGCCGCCAUCCCCCAGAACGAGAACCUGGCUCCUGCCCCUAUCGACGGUACCGUCGACAAGUGGUUCUUCAUCUCUGGUGCUACCGUGUAA